AUGAAACCAAAUGAGGAAAGUAAGUUAAAUUUGGACCGGUGGGGAACGGUUAUCAAUGCGGUUAUCAGGAGCGGUUACCGGUUAUCGGGGCGGUUAUCGGUUGGGUUAUCGGUUAUGGGUGCAGUUUUCGGUUCUCGGUGCGGUUAUCGGUUAUCACUGCGGUUAUCGGUUCGGGAUCGCGAAAUAAUUGGCUAUGAUGAUGCCGGCGAGGAGGACGACAAGCGCAAUGACGAUGUGAAGUACCGCUCCCCUGUGACGCUUGUUCUCCGUAAGAGCUAG
Molecule: messenger RNA, 279 nt
Organism: Microthlaspi erraticum
Lineage: Eukaryota; Viridiplantae; Streptophyta; Magnoliopsida; Brassicales; Brassicaceae
Source: the annotation of a GenBank genome assembly